AUGAACGGAAACAAUCUUCAGCUCUUCUGGGAGAUCGCCUCAUCCAAUCAGGAUGCAAGGCUUACUUCGGCGAAUCAGCUCGUCGAGGAGCUCCUCUCCCAACAGGACGUGCUCGCCUCCUCCUCAAAGAUCACCCUCGACCUUCCCUCGCCACCAGAAAGCAGCGACGACGACGACAGCCAAGACGACGUCAACGUAGACGAAGCAGAGGCAGAGGCUGUCGAGGAUGCAUUGGGCAACCGCACCGUCGCAGAUCUGAUGUACGCCCUUCGACGAUUGUUGCGUGGCCUCGCUAGUCCAAGGGAAAGCUCGCGUCUCGGCUUUGCCGUGGUGCUCACAGAGCUCCUCUCACGCAUCAGCUAUGCAGUCACUGCCAAAGAGAUCCUCACCCUCAUCCUCAAAUACUCGAAUCCGCAAGUCGCCGCCAGCAGACAGGAGCAAAAGGACUUCAUGUUUGCCAAGCUCUUCGGUAUCAUGAGUCUCGUUCAAUCCGACUUGCUCGUCCAACCCACAGCCACCUUGCACGACUUCAAACGCUCCAUGCGCAUUCUCAUUGCUCUUUCCUCGGACAAACCAUGGAUGGCCGAGAGCUGCGCGUGGGUGAUGGUCAAUGCCGUAGCCCAGAUCCAACGUCCAGAUGUCAAGAUCGGAUGGUCGCAAGCAGCACAGUCUUGGAUGACCGAGCAGAUCUCCUCCACCAAGGAGCUGAGCCCUGAGAAGCUCGCCGUCCUGCUGCAGCUGAGUCAUGGAGCAGGUGCCGAGUUCUUUGCCGACACAGCGCUCCCGACUAUGCGCAAGGAGCACCCGCUCUCGACGGCCAAUCUCGCUUCGCUCGCACGCGUGCUCAAGGAGGCGAUCCCGUCCGAAAACGAGUCGGCCGCUCCCGCCGGCGCGCGCUCUCGCUGGCAAGCCAAGAUCCACUUUGUCUGGGAUCUCAUCCUCGACAUCUUCUUCGAUCCUGCCGCCACCACAGCAGAGGCCAAGAUCUCGUCCUUCCCCGACUUCUACCGCGUCGUCGUCGACGAAACCCUCUUUGCCGCUGCUUCCUCGCACGAUCGCAAGUCGUGGGGAUUCCAGGUCUUCCAGCGUGCCCUUCCGCGUGCCAACGAUGCAGACAAGCCAAUGCUCUUUACGCCCAACUUCAUGCGCACGCUCAUCAACCAGCUCGGCAACCGCGACAGACUCCUCCACCGUGCCGCCGUCAAGGCUACCGAGACCAUUCAGGACGUCGUCAAGCAGCAACCGCAUCUCGGCUUCGUCCUCGUCACCCAGCUCAUCGGCAAGAACGGCCACCAGAACUUCGAUUCCAUCACAAAGACCAAGACGGUCGAACAGGUGCUUUCGUCGCUCGACAUUGAUCGUGUGCGCGAGUACGUCAAGCACCUAGGCGACAUCAUCUGCCAGGGCAUCGAGACCGAAGACGAGGACGAGGUGAUGGAGAUCACCAACCGAAGAAAGUGGGCGCUCGAUCAGCUCUUGUUCUUGGUACGCACACCUACCGUUCCCAAGGACGACGAGCUGCUUGUCGACAUCCUAACCUUCCUCGCCGCGCACGGAUACUUUACCAUGCAGAAGCCGCUCAAGAAGUGCUUCCUGCUCGAACGUCUGCCCACGCCUGCCUUCACCGACUCGCUCAAGCAGGUUACCCGUUCGCGCUUCCUCUCGAGCGUUUCCGAGCUGGCCAAGCAGGCAACGUCGUCCACCGUCGCUGCUGGUAAGAAGACACCCGGCGUCGCUCAGGACGGUCAGCUGUGGCUCGCGAAAGCCCACAACGUCCUGCUCCAGCUCGAGAAGGACAAGAGCUUCAAGUCGAUCUUUGACCACGACGACGAGAUCGCAGCCAAGCUCGCAGAUGGCGUGCGCUGCCUGGAAAAGGUGCGCAAGUUCGAGGCAAAGAGCACGGAUGUUGAUGUGAAGGACCGCACGCGGGCUUUCCAGUCGCUCCUCCUGUCGGCGCUGCUUGUGUCGGCGGAUGCGGCCGACGGCGCGUCCGACUUGGUCGAGCCGCUGUCUGCUUGCGCAGACAAGCUCUUCCCCGCUGCUACUGCUGCUUCAUCGCGCAAGGGCAAGCAGAUCCUCGAGGAAGGGGAGGACGAAGUCACCGGCAUCGAGUUGCUCUGCGACUGCCUGCUCAGCUUCCUCGAGCUCUCGUCUGCCUUCCUGCGCACUUCGGCUUCCAAUGCGUUCGAAGCCUUCUCGCAGGACAUGACCAAGUCGAGCAUCGGAUUGCUCCUCUCGCAUCUCGGCACCGCCGACGAGGUAGCCGAGGAGCAAGACGACCAAGACGAGGAACUGGACGAAGACGACGCAUCCGCAUCGGAAGAAGCUGACCAGGACGGAGAGGUUUCGGACACCUCGGCUACCAGCGACGACGAGGACGAUGCCUCGGAUGCAGACCACGAGGAGGAGGACGAUGACGAGAACGAACCGGUUGAUGAGGAGCUUCGGGCUCGCGUUCGCGCUGUGCUCAAGGAGUCCGGUAUGGCCGAUCCUGAAGACGAUGAUACUCUCAACGCAGAGGACGAUGAUGACGAGGCGGACGAUGCACAAUCGGAUGCAGGCUCUGAUUCGAGCGUCGAGUUCUCGGAUAUGGGCGAUGACGAGAUGAUGCUCUUGGACGAUAAGCUGGCCGAGGUGUUCCGUCAGCGCGUAUCCGCAGUCCGUGGUCAAAAGGAGGCCAAGCAGGAAGCCAUCGCCUUGCGAUUCAAGGUUUUAGAACUCGUCGAGAUCUUUGCACGCAAGCAGCCGCAGAGCCCCUUGAUGCUGGAUCUCAUCCUCCCCCUCUAUGAGCUAUGGACCAAUCGAGACGAGGACACCGAACAGCUCGCCACCAAAGCUCGCACUUUGCUCAUCAGCCGCAUCAGCAAAGCCAAGACCGUUCCCGACGAGUUCGCCGCGGACCAGUUGACCGCCCUGCUGCAGCGAAUGCACACAGAAGCACGCGAGUCAUCCUCCAACGAUGUCUCGAACGUCAGCUCGGCUCUCAAUCUCUACCUCACCAAAGUCGCUCUCUCCUCCAGCCCUGAUAAAAUCAGCGCAGCAUUGGAAGGACAACUUGUCUCGAUCUACCGCGAGUCGUUGCUCGACUACCUGCUGCGAAAAUCGUCUCGUCUGCGUCACGAGUUCCUCAUCGAUGCGUUCCGACGAUUCCCCCUGCUCGGAUGGGAGCUUCGAUCGGAGCUGCUGGACAACGUCCGACCGGGCGCGGCGACACGAGCCUUCCGACAGGUGCAGGUCAUGUCGAUGCUCCAAGCCGUGCUGACUCAAAUUGCCCAGCGAACGGAAAAGAGCGGGGAAGUGUUGGCCUUCGUACCCGAGAUCAGCAACGCUUUCGUUUCGAUCGUCAACGAUGCUUGCGAAUCCAGCACUGGAAUGACAUCGAAUCACCUCAAGGACACGAUCAAGUUUGUCCUCCAAGUUGCCAGGAUCAGCGCUAAGGUGGGUGAAGCGGAGAAGGUCAAGAGCGCAUGGAAGGUGGGCAAGCUGCAAGAGGCAGGGGAGAAGCUGCAGGCAUCGGAAAAGUUCAAAGCGUCGACUUCGAUCCAUGAUCUGAUGAAGCAGUUGCUCAAGGUCAUUCAGCCCGAUGCGAAGGGGGAAGCGGCGGGAAAGAAGAAGGACGGCAAGAACAAGAAGCGCGCUGCGAAUGAAGAGGUCGGUGCGGGGAGCGAGACGAAGGUGAACGGCAAGUCGCCAUCGCCCAAGAAAAAGGUCAAGUCGAGCGACAAGUGA
Molecule: messenger RNA, 3729 nt
Organism: Pseudozyma hubeiensis SY62
Lineage: Eukaryota; Fungi; Basidiomycota; Ustilaginomycetes; Ustilaginales; Ustilaginaceae
Exons: 1
Coding region: 1-3729 (1242 amino acids)
Biological process (GO): regulation of DNA-templated transcription
Cellular component (GO): nucleolus
Molecular function (GO): rDNA binding; transcription factor binding
Source: RefSeq, a predicted model, not a curated record